UCCAUGGCCACGUCCAUAUCUUUGCUCCGGCCUCUCCUUGACUGCUCCCGAGGCUGCUUCAGGGAGGACUUUAUGCUUACGACUGGACUAGCCAUCACCAUGCGAAAUGCACUGGUGCCUUCAAAUUGACGCGGACCUUCUCAAAAAACAAGGCUGAGCGCAUGCAGCUAUCUAAUCAUGCUUAGGAUGGUGUAGAAGCCACCAUGCAAUCCACCAGCGAGAUGCAUAUUAUGGGGCGAAUUGGAGCCUGGUCUGUCAUUUGGCCCCUGAUCGGAGCAGCUGCUACAAGAGAGCCUUCUGCGGACCUAGCAGCGCGUGGUAAGUAUAAGCCCCCAGCCUACCCUCUCAAUUAGGUCCUCUUUCCUCUUUACUCGCUAUCGUAACUUCUUUUGCACCUCUCUCUAGCCUGUCAUGGCUGGGAACCAAGUUAAUAAUCCUGUUGCGCUCCCUCCUUACACCAGCCUUGUGGAUGUCCAGAAGAUUCGCAACCCCUGCGUUUCCAAUCUAGCGGAUUUCCUCCACGAGCCUCCCCAGAAUUUGCACUGUCGCAUUCGUUUACUUGAAUUCAACCAGGGUGGUGCAGCCCCGACACCCACCAACGUCGAUCAAGUAAACCUUGCAGCGGUGCUCACCGCGGCCAAACCGGCAACCCUCCUUGGUCGACUCUUCCUAAUCGAAGACCUUACCAGUAAUGUCGUCGAGACGUUCGGAUCCAUUAUCAACAUUGAUCCACUCUUCUUCGCCUCGCACCUCGAUACUCCUUCGCAGGACAUCAACAGGCAAGCCCCAGAUAAGGCAACCCUGCCCUCCAGAUUGAAGAACAAAGACUACGUGAACAUUCAUUACCACCGGACGAUUGUUUUCAAUUGCCAGAUGCCAGAUGAAUACUUGAAGCUGCGAAGAGACAUCAACAUACACCGCAAAGUUGCGGUAUUGACGCCUAUCAAGAAAAGACGAAUCGGGCUGGCCCAGCAUUGUGUCUCCAUUUACCGAACCACACGAACGAGCGGAGACUGGAUAGCACUUAUCCUGACUGAUCCGGAGAUUUCCAAUCGCUACAAAAGCCCGAACGGGAUUCUCUCCUACGCUUCCGAGCUUUUCGCUGGCGGUUAUGAAGACUUCCUACCGCCCCGUCCCUUACCUCCAACCGGGCCCCUAGAACCGCAGCGAUCUAAUCUCCUCGACGAUCUGCUAUACUACUUUGCCGUUGGCGGCUAUCCCUUUCCGAACGGUAAUCCGACACUACUGGCCUUCGCGCGCUGUCCACUUCAAAUCGUUGCGCGGGAGUGGGUAAACUACGUUGCAGUCAUGUCGCAUUCAGUCAAACAAUACGAAUACGACAGCAAAGACUUCAAAGACUACAAGAACAUCGAAGUCAACCUCAAGGAGUUGCAACGGUGGCGACGGCGCGCUAUGGCCAGCGAGCAGAAGAUCCGCGCCGCAACAUCCUUCCUCCGCUAUUCGCGCUCGCUGGAAGCGAAGCCAGACAGAGCCCAGUGGGACCCCCACCUCGAAGACUGGGCCUAUGUAGGCAACGACCUGCGCACCUGCGGUCGCACGCUCGAUCAUAUGGUCUCAGUCAGCCAGAUACUCGACGCCCGCCGCUCCGUCGACGAAACAAAGGCAACGACCAAGCUGACAACCUUGGCGCUGCUCUUCUUUCCCCUGAGCCUGUUCGCGAGUAUAUUCAGCAUGGCGGAUAGAUUCAGCCCCGGAAAGGGCCUCUUCUGGGUCUACUUCGUCGUUGCCGUUCCUGUGUGUCUCGUUCUGUACGUUCUGGUUCGGCCACCUCAGUGGGUGAAGGUCAAGUGGAAGGAGAGUAGGCUGCGCAAGCCGUGGCAGAAGAUCAAGGAUAGAUGGAACUAUCCUAUCUCGGACUGGAGGCCGCCUGCAUAGCCCAAUGGUAAGCUGAAGGGAUUUCAGAAGCAGCAGGGGGCUAGUGACGCUGGGGGAUAAUUUAGGUCGGCAACGUUUAUUACCUAAGGGCGGGUACGACGCUAUAGCGGCCUACCACAAAGAGCCUUUCUGACGAUGUCC
This is a messenger RNA of Trematosphaeria pertusa, 2037 nucleotides long. RefSeq lists its product as uncharacterized. The transcript has 2 exons. The record is from RefSeq and is a predicted model, not a curated record. The coding region runs from base 412 to 1896 and encodes 494 amino acids. Lineage: Eukaryota; Fungi; Ascomycota; Dothideomycetes; Pleosporales; Trematosphaeriaceae.